Molecule: messenger RNA, 2601 nt
Organism: Austrofundulus limnaeus
Lineage: Eukaryota; Metazoa; Chordata; Actinopteri; Cyprinodontiformes; Rivulidae
Gene: grhl3
Product: grainyhead-like transcription factor 3
Biological process (GO): regulation of transcription by RNA polymerase II
Cellular component (GO): nucleus
Molecular function (GO): DNA-binding transcription activator activity, RNA polymerase II-specific; RNA polymerase II cis-regulatory region sequence-specific DNA binding
Source: RefSeq, a predicted model, not a curated record
GACUCUGGGACUGGUCUUUCAGAGUGAGAACUUCAACUACAACAACUAUAACAACUACAUAAUGGACUCCUGGUCCUACCUGAACACCCCUGUUCCUGAGCCGAACCACUCCAAACCCAGACUCAAUCCUGAGGACAACUUUACAGCUUUAACCAUGCUCCAUGAACACUGCAAGAACCAGAAAGAGCAGAAAGUUGCCGCCUUCAGUCGCGCCAACAAUAUCUGCAAACCAGUCGAGAGAAGCCUGAGCAACACCAGCGACCUCAUUUCACUUGAGACCACCACCAACGUCAUGAAGAUCCUCUCUGAGAGCGUUCCCGUCUCCCAUCCCCAGGAAGUUGUGGCGCCCAAGCAGAUCGCCUCCGUUCCCAUUUCCGCUCCCGCCAACCCGGACACGUACGCCACCCUGACCAGCGUCGUGGCCGACACGUACGACAAGCAGGAGCUCAACAACAUCUUUGAGUCCCUGAUGCAGGGGAACGCCUUCGCCGACACCACUGCCGAGUCGCUUUCCUACAACGAGCAGUUCCCUGAAAACACCUCCAGUCCGGUUUACUCGGACUCCUACGCCAGCUCCCCGCCGGAGAGGUCCAGGAGCGAGUUUCACUUCAGCCUCGGCUCUCCUGCAGCCUCCUCUCACAAGUCCCACGAGUUACCCAUGGUGUACCUGAACAAAGGCCAGUUCUAUCCCAUCACUCUGCAGGGAGUGGACAGCAGCGCCUGCCUCACUGCCACCAAGGUCAAGACAGUGGUGAUGGCUGUUUUUGAGAAUGACAAGAGCCCCGAAAUGCAGCUCCGCUUCUGGAAUCACUGGCACGCACGCCAACCAACCGUCAAACAGAGGGUCAUCGACAUCGCCGACUACAAAGAAGUGUUCUGUGGCAUCAGCAACGUGGAGGAGGUGGCCUUCAACGCGCUCUCGUUCGUGUGGAACCCCAACGAGGAGGCCAAGAUUUACAUCGGCAUAAACUCCCUGAGCACAGACUUCUCCUCUCAGAAAGGAGUGAAAGGUCUACCCCUGAACCUGCAGAUCGACACCUACGACCUCAGCUCGGGGAACAACCAGCUGCUGCACAGAGCUGCCCUGCAGGUCAAGAUUUUCUGCGAUAAGGGUGCAGAGAGGAAGAUGAGAGAUGAGGAGAGGAAGAGAUCCAAGAGGAGGGGAAAGAGCUGUAAUGAUGUAAACUCUAACAAAUCGUUAAUGUGCGGCUCCGCUAGCAUUGAGUACACCUACUUCAAAACCCUGGAUGACCACAUGACUCAGCCUGUUCUCUUCAUCCCAGAGGCCCACCUUUCCACCUUACAGCGCAUGGCCUCUUCUAUGGAUGAGAAUGACAGGAGUUGCCUGAAGAGGCUGUAUCCAGACAGAGACCGGAGCAACUCUCCACCCAACAAACAGACCCGCAGAGAAGACCCACAAAGAGUUCUGCUCUACGUGAGGACAAACACAGAGCAGGUGUUCGACGCUCUCAUGCUCAGCUCGCCGACACUCUCAGGUCUACGAGAAGCUAUUUCCCAAAAGUAUGGUUUGCAAAAAGACACCAUUGGGAGAAUCUUCAAAAAAUGCAAGCGAGGAAUAUAUGUCAACAUGGACAACAACAUCAUUGAACACUACAGCAACCAGUCAGCUUUCCUCAUUGAGAUGUCUGAGGCGGGCACCGGCCAGUUUCAGGUCACUCUUGUUGAAGUAUGAAGACAAUUGAAGGACAAACAUUCACAGCUGCUGGUUUGAAAAGAAGAAACAGAAGAAAAAAACACACACCUCUAAAGCACUGCCAGAGACAAUCUAAGCUGUGGACUCCAAAACCAAAACAGGAGCUGGAGUGAAGGGACAGAUUUUCAGACGUGAUGGGAAAACGUUAAAACCUUUUUUAAUUGAAUAAGCCCAGUUCCCUUUGGUUUGCUUUAUAACUUUUAAUAUUGUAAUGUAAGAGCAUUUAUGAUGGCUCAUCUGUAUAUACAUGUAAAUAGUUUUUAAUAUUACAGUGUUCAUUGAACUAGUUAUGUGCAUGUCACGAUCAAAUUUUCAGCAGUGAAUUUCAAUUUUUAUUUUCAGAGCUUUGUGCACGACCACUGCAAGGCUUUUUUUAAAUAUAUUUUUUAGCUUUUUUUUGUCAUUCUUGCUGCUUUUUGUGUACUUAGCAUUUCUUCUACAGAUUCUUCAGUGCAUUUUUCUUAACCGCAAUCUGACUUUAACCAAAAGUAUCCUCAUGUUAAGGUUCCUGUUGGUUGCCCCAACUAAAACUGCCUGAUCGCAGGUUGCCUUCAAAACCAAAAGUCGGACAUUUCCACCCGUAAAACCACAAAAGAAUUAGUAUUGGAACCUUUUUUUAAUUUUUUAUAGCCCAAAGUGUUUGACAUUUCCUGAACGUACGGUGAAACCACACAAAAACAUUUAGAACAAACCUUAAAACUAACCAGACUUUUAUAUUAUGAAUGUGUGUGGAAAUGUUUUGAAAGAACAUUAUUUCCUUUCACCUAAUAUAUCAUUUCAAAGCAGUUCUGUAUCCCUGUGUUAUUUCAGUACCACAUCAUGGUUCUACCGGUCGUACAAGUCAUGUAUUUCGCCUUUUGUAAGAAAAUAAAAACAAAUGCUUUUUA